This is a messenger RNA of Drosophila miranda, 2411 nucleotides long. RefSeq names its product protein nanos (gene nanos). The transcript is spliced from 4 exons. The coding region runs from base 223 to 1401 and encodes 392 amino acids. Gene Ontology annotation, biological process: oogenesis; negative regulation of translation. Lineage: Eukaryota; Metazoa; Arthropoda; Insecta; Diptera; Drosophilidae. Gene Ontology annotation, cellular component: perinuclear region of cytoplasm. Gene Ontology annotation, molecular function: zinc ion binding; mRNA binding. The record is from RefSeq and is a predicted model, not a curated record.
CCAUUUUUUUCUUUGCUUUUGUAAUUGGCGCCAGCAUAAUACAAAUUUUAUAGACGCGCCGAUUUGACACCGCGCAAACUGAGUUUUUUUUGUACAAAUAAUUGUAAUAACUGAAGAAGUAACGCGUAUACUUCAAAAAAUUAGGCUUUACUCGGUUUUCGUGAGUGUGAGAUUUGGUGCAAAGCGAGAAGCGCAAAUUGCGGUAAAAACUUGGACUUUGUCAUGUUUCGCAGCAGCCUGGAGGGCAACGCCACAAACGACAACUAUGCGGCGUUCCAUAGCAGGGGCGGCCUCAACCUGCUGGGCCUCCAAGACGUGUACUUGGACACGGCAUCCACGCUAGGCUCUGGCAGCUCCAGUUUGCCACCGACGCCCAGCGUCUCGUCGGGCACACUGAGUCCCCCCAGCACUCCUCUGACCCCGGAACCACCGCAAUACGGUUCCCAGACUCAGUUCCCCCUGCUGACGGGCAACAGUAACAUGAACAUGAACAUGAACAUGGGCCUUCACACCGGCCAGAACAUGCUGCUGCACCAGCAUUACCAAUACCACCUGAUCAUCCAUCAGCAGCAGCAGCAGUUGGAGCUGGCCAACCAUCACUUGGCGCUGGCCGCAUCCGCGGCAGCUUCUGGUGUGAACCAUCAGCAGAAGGAUGAGAUAGCUCGCUCCCUGAAAGUAUUUGCUCAGCUGACAAGCGGCCCAGCAGAAAAUGUGCCCGGCUCUACGCAGGAUGUUAUGCAGGAGUUUGCGAGCAACGGAUACGCCAGUGAUGAUCUCAAUUGCUUCGCUUACAGUCCGGCCCCUUCGCCGGCAAAUCAGCUGCACCGCAAUUUACCCGCUGCCGGAGCAGCAGCCAAUCAUCCACCUCAGGUUGUGCCCGCACCUGCCCCACUGUCCGCACGCUGGCUCCAAAACUAUCGCGAGCAGCUGAACAAUGUGUGGCGCUCCAUGGGCUACAUGCCCUGCAUUGGGACCAAUGCCAACGCGGGACUGCAGAUGCACGCGCAGGUUCAGGCAGCAUCAAACAAUCUGAGCGCCAUGGGACUAGGGCUGCCGUUGCAGCCGGAUCAUUUCCGACAUGGCAGCAAUCCAAGUAACAACAACAACAAGAUGAACAGGCGCUACAAGCCCAAAGAGGUCAGCCGCCAUUGCGUGUUCUGUGAGAACAACAACGAACCCGAGGCGGUGGUGAACAGUCACUCGGUGCGCGACAAUUUCAAUCGCGUACUGUGCCCCAAGCUGCGCACCUAUGUUUGCCCAAUUUGCGGGGCAUCGGGCGACUCGGCACACACCAUCAAAUACUGCCCGAAGAAGCCGAUCAUAACCAUGGAAGAUGCCAUCAAUGCGGAGACAUUCCGCCUGGCAAGGAGCAGCUACUACAAGCAGCAGAUGAAGGUUUAGAAAAAGUCUAGCCGAAGAACCCACACGGAACUCUGGCAGUUUUAAGCUGCGCGUAUAUAGCUUUAUAUAUAUGCGAUUUCGGUUCCUGUGCUAGAUACUAGAUAUUAGCGCCUGGCGCGUUCGAUUUUAUUGUUUCUUAAACUAGUCUGCGGCUAAGAGUGUAGUCAGUGACUGAUUACUCAAAUCAAAUCAAAAUUUGUUCUCUUAUCGGAAACAUUUUUUUUACAUCAUAAAUCAAUUUUUCUACAAACCAAAUAAUUAAUUAAUAAUUAGGAAUACUCACAACAUCGUUAUACUUGUUAAAUCGUGCGUGCCGAUAGAAACAUCUCACAAAAUGAAAUUUGAAAAUAGUUUGUUUACGAACUUUCGGCAACAUUUUCACAAAUUUUCUGCCGCAAGAGGCAAAUAGCGAAAUAGCGCUACAAUUUUGAAAUAGAUGACUUUGAAUUUCGAUCUGGUAAUCGUAUUGGAAUAUAUGUUUCAAAUUUGAUAACGUAAAGUGAAACGAACGAUUUCGUAGGCAACAAAAUCAUUGUGAAACUUUUUAAAAUUUGACACUAAAUAGUUGAUAAACAAACAUUUUAUUACAUGUAUCGCAAAUACAUUACAUCGAGUAUAUUGAUGUUAUAUAUUUAUUCAAUCAUGUUCUUCAUUCGUUCGAAUAAUUUAUCAUAUUCGUGGAUCUAUCAUGACCAUUAUUUUUCAAUUUUUUGAUAAAUGUUCACCUUAUAUUCGCCAUCAUGUCACUCCAAAUUCGUAUGGUAUAUUUAAAGAGUACAAUUUUAUAUACUUUUUCAUUUUUUUUUUAUCAAUGUAAGUACAUUUGCUAUCAAGUAAAUCGGAACUAUAAUACAACCCAUUAUCAUAAACUAUUUUCAAAUUUGUCAUAAUCCAAUCGGGAUUGUGUUUAACCAUAAAUUCAAACUCGAAUAUUUUUUUCAAUUUUUUUUUAUAAAAAUGUAUACAAAUGAAGUUGAAGUAUGUGUCAAAUAAAGAUAUGAUCAACCGUC